Molecule: messenger RNA, 549 nt
Organism: Monosiga brevicollis MX1
Lineage: Eukaryota; Choanoflagellata; Craspedida; Salpingoecidae
Exons: 1
Coding region: 1-549 (182 amino acids)
Source: RefSeq, a predicted model, not a curated record
AUGGCUCCACACCCCACCGCCGCCACCGCCACUACCGCCACCGCCGCCGCCACGACCGCCGCCAUCUUGCUCCGCAUCUUGUUGAUAAAGCAAUGCCCUCAACAAGAAAAAUUCAAAAAUGGAGGAGGUCGAUGUGUGUGUGUGUGUCUGUGUGUGUGUGUGUGUGUGUGUGUGUGUGUGUGUGUGUGUGUGUGUGUGUGUGUCUGUGUGUGUGUCUGUGUGUGUUCUGUCUCCUCUCUCUCCUCUCUCUCCUCUCUCUCCUCUCUCUCCUCUCUCUCCUCUCUCUCCUCUCUCUCCUCUCUCUCCUCUUCUCUCCCUUCUCUCUCCGAUCUCUCCUCUCGCCUCUCUCUCUUCCCUCCUCCCUCGCCUCCCUCGCCUCUCUCGCCUCUCUCGUCUCUCACCUCUCUCACCUCUCUCGCCUCUCUCGUCUCUCACCUCUCUCACCUCUCUCACCUCUCUCGCCUCUCUCGUCUCUCACCUCUCUCACCUCUCUCUCUCUCUCUCUUUUUCGUGUUUGUUGUUUGUGCUUUUCUUUCUCCCUACCUAUAA